AUGAUUCUCCACAGCCUACUUCGAAAUAUUUUAACUACCAUGAAAGAAGAGUGCCAAAAAUAUGCUGCUGUGGAUACAAAUAAUUUAAUAUCAAAAACAGUGCAUAUGUCGCAUCGUUUGACGACUGUAAUAAUUUGUUUCUACAUGGCAGCUGCGUUGUGUUAUGCAAUUGGUACCUUGACGCAUCAUUCAUUUAACGCAAUACCAUCUCGAGGACUUUUGUUAAAAAUGGAUUUGCCUUUCGAAACCAACAGAUGGCUUAUUUACGAGCUUGUUAUAAUUAUCCAAUGUUUUUAUCAAAUAUCAGGUGCCUUUAUGUAUGGCAUUUUCUCCGCUUUACUUUUAAUGUUAGUACUUCAUUUAGGUUGCCAAAUCGAUAUUAUGUGUCAGAUAUUAUUAAAAGCACCUUAUACAAAUGAAGAGAAACUAAGAUUCUUCGUUAGCAGACAUCAAGAAAUUAUCAUAUUUUCCGAGAGAAUUGAACAGUUUUUUACUUAUAUAGCACUUAGUCAACUGGUAAUAAAUACUUUGAUUAUCUGUGGCUUGGGCUAUAUUAUUGUAAUUACAUUAAGCGCUUCUAACGAGACUAGUAUGUUGAUAAAAUGUGUUCUGUUCUGCAUUUCGAUUUGCUUGGAGGCAUUUAUAUAUUCCUUUGUUGGAGAAUAUCUCAGUGCCAAGAGUAAACUUAUCGGUGACACGGCUUACGAAUUUCUUUGGUAUAACUUACACCCAAACAAAAGCCGAAUGUUGAUACCUGUCAUAUUAAGGUCUCAAAAAGGAUUUACAUUCACUUGCGGAAAAUUUGCAAAGCUGUCCAUGGAAAGCUUCACAUCUAUGAUGAAAGCUUCAGCAUCUUACAUAUCGGUACUACUUGCAAUGUCUUGA
Eufriesea mexicana is the source of this 885-nucleotide messenger RNA. Its product is annotated as odorant receptor 63a. Bases 1 to 885 code for a protein of 294 amino acids. Gene Ontology annotation, cellular component: plasma membrane. Gene Ontology annotation, biological process: detection of chemical stimulus involved in sensory perception of smell; sensory perception of smell. The record is from RefSeq and is a predicted model, not a curated record. The transcript is spliced from 5 exons. NCBI's taxonomy places the organism in Eukaryota, Metazoa, Arthropoda, Insecta, Hymenoptera, Apidae. Gene Ontology annotation, molecular function: olfactory receptor activity; odorant binding.